Chilo suppressalis (striped riceborer) is the source of this 10310-nucleotide messenger RNA. NCBI's taxonomy places the organism in Eukaryota, Metazoa, Arthropoda, Insecta, Lepidoptera, Crambidae. The record is from the annotation of a GenBank genome assembly.
AUAGUCAAUUGAAAUAAGAAAAAAGAUGUAUUGAUAUCGGAAUUCUGUACUGGUGAUGCAGAAAAAAAUCAAAAAAUGGACUUAAAAUCGAUCAUUCAUUUAAAUUUAAGUUGGAGCAUGGUUUGAUUGUCAAAAAAAUAAAAAAUAAAUCUUCUCUUCUUCUUUUAUUAUGGCAUAAUGGCUAAUGUUGCCAUUUGCCAUAUGCAAACUUCGUUUGAUGUGAUUGGGUAGUAAAUCGAUCAAAUGAUUGAAAUACUAAUAAAUUUUAGUAAAUAUUUGUUUCUUAGGUUUUCACGCACAUCACUCAUUAAAUAAAACUAGUUUUUACGGGUUAAUGCACGAAAACUUUAUUUAUUUAUUGAGUCUGAACCUGAUUCUGAACUAGCGUGCACUGUGGCUGUACCCUUAGAAAUCCGACAUAAGUUUUUUUUGUUCUGUGGCUGUUUCCGUUUCACACAGAAAUUUCGCCGACAUUGUUAGAUCAGCCAAAAUCAGCUGAUAAACUUGUCAUGUGUCACUGUCAGGCCGUAAUGUGAUGAUAACAAAUUGAUUCUGAUGUUUAAUUGAUUGUAAUCAAUUUUAUAGUAAAAAUACAUUAACUCACAUUAGUUUGGCGAAUCCGUGUCAGUUCAGUGUGUUUGUUCAUUUAUUAUUUAUUGCCAGCCAUACCAAAUAGUUAAUAAUCUAUUUUAUAUUCUUUUCCUGAUUGCCUAUAUAACUACUAUAAAUCCAUAGCACUUUUGUAUAAAAAUUAUCAUUCUGUGAGACAGUGACUACUUUUAGUAUGUCUGUGUAUAGUGUUCAGGUUUAUAUUUGUCUCUGAAUAAGCUCGAAAUUAAAAAUGAGAAAAAGGUGUAAGUCAAUUUUAACACAGCAAUUGGAUAUACGGAAUGAGUUGAAUUGUCAGCAUUGCGGUAAGGAGUUUAAGUAUGAGAGCGAAAGAAAGAGACAUGAGCAGAGUCAUUCUCCACAAUUCACAUGUAAAAUUUGUCUAAAGAAGUUCAGUUUCAUGUCAGCCUUGCGACGACAUGAGAAACAGCAUGAAAGAACAGGAAGUGUUUCUUGUGGACAAUGCAAUCGAAAAUUCCGAGAUGAAUCAUUAUUGAAAAGGCACAUGAAGUAUGCGCAUAAGGGUACAUUUAGUUGCAUCAAAUGCAGUGCAGUCUUUAACAGUGACUUAGCUCUACAUUCCCAUAUGAAAAUACAUAAGCCAGAGUCUGAGAGGAGGUAUCGCUGUAGUUUUACUGGUUGCAAAAAGUCAUUUAACUUUGCACAUCAUUUAAAACAUCAUGAAUUGACCCAUACAAACACCAAACAAUAUUUCUGUUCGGUAUGUGGGAAAGGUUUUAUUCAAUACCAUCACCUAAAGAGUCACGAAAAGAUUCAUAAACCGGAAGGUUGGCUCACAUGCUCAUUUCCAGGUUGUAAGAAAUUUUUUGCAACUGAACACACUUUGAGAAAGCAUAUUGAUGAUACCCACAAAAAUAACAAUGCUUCUUCAGAACAUAGUGAUCUUAGUACCAUUUCUAUUAAUGAAACUACUCAAAAUGAUUACGAUGAAUUUGCAGAUAUUGAUUCCAAACCUCUGACCGAUUCUGAUUUUAUAGUAUUAGAAAAUGAGGAAGUCCAGGACUGGCGAGAACAGUACUUAGAGAAACUUGAAAACCAGUACUCUAAUAGUGGAGCUUAUAAAACGGGUUUAAUCGAAAACGAAGAAUUAACAAUAUUGCAGAAAGUAGAUGCUCUUGAUUUGAAUGAAGAAGAGCCAAUCAGCAAUUGUAAGUCUAGUCUCGGAGGCUGUAUCAUGGGAGAAGAUGGAAACAGCAAACAAAAAUGUUUAUGUGCUCAGAUACAACCUAAUGCAAUAUCAAUUGAAGACACUUAUGAAUUGCUAGCUAAUAAAACUUGCAAGUCCAUCAACAAAAUAAAUGUUGAAACGGUUAAACUAAAACCAAUAAAAAUCAACAACAGCUGUGAUGAUUGUGGCUGUACAAGUGAUAUUUCAUACCAAAAUAUACAUGAAAAUUAUUCGAACUGUAGGAAUGUAACUGACGAAAUUAUAGAUUAUAAUUUAGAUGGGACAAUCAGAAUAAAAUCUAGUUUCGAUAUCGACAUAGAGCCUAUAUUAGAUUCAAAUGAAAAUAUAAACAUUGUCUCAAGUGGUGUUAUAAUGAAUACAAGUCCCUCUGACAAGAUCCCUUUUAACAGUUGCAAGGAGGUAUUAGGAAAUUGUAUAGUUAGUGGGAAUGGAACUAUCAGUGAAGGUUGCUUGUGUGCAAAAAUGGCUUUGGAUGAUCAGCAAAUGUUGGACCAAGAAAUAAAUGAGCUGACACCAUGCCCUAAGACAUAACGCGUUUUGAUCGUAUCGUAAUGUAUGUGUCUUUCUCUUGACAAGAUUAGUCUGUGAUAAUUAUGUAUUAAGGAAUUCUAGUGUCUAUCUGCAAUGAUAUGUGUUAAAGUCUGAAACAAUCUAAAACUGAAUAGGUACUAAAAUAUUUUAUAAACAUUUUGUGUCAUAUUUUUUAAGUCGUCCAUAAUUCUACAACUAUUUUCGAUAAAAUGGGUAUCUCUGCCCUGCUGACAAAUGCUUAUAGCCCAAGCAAUAGAGAAAACCGAAUAACAGAAUUUUACCACACUACUUUUUUACAGAUGUUAGGGUAGGCCACAAGAAGCUUAAGUUUAAAAAUCGGGGAAUGUAGGGUAACACUGGCCGCUAUAUAUAUUGGAAAACGUGUAAUCUCCGAAGUUAUUGAUUUUACGGUAAAAGUUGUAGAGUGCUUUUUUGUAUAUUACUAAAUUCCCUAACCUUUUUUUUUACCUAAAACUUUUUAUUAUAACUCUUACCGUUUUUUCAAUUAUUGUUGUUUAUUUGAACAUAUUUGUAGUUUUCCUUUAUAAAACCUUGAAAAUGCCAUUAAUUGAUAAAAAACAUCUUAUAAAAGUUUUUGGUCAUUAAAUUCCCUCAAGUAUAACCGCGAUCUUUGUUUCUUGGGCUAUUAUCAGAACUCAGUUGUCUAGACACUUUAGUAAUUAUUGAGAUAUAACAUUUGCUUAGUUACUCGACUAAGAUAAGCCUAUAUAUUACAUUUUAUUGUAAACGACUGUUACUUUAUAAAUAUUUUUAGUGGAUAUUGUAGUAUCUGAAGAGGUACCUGCUAUAAUUAAAGUACUUAUUACAUUCUUAAUAUUUUAUUAUUGUAGAAUCAAAAUAACAUUGUUAUUUAUGACUCUCUUUUCUUCAGCCAAGCUAGCCUAUGUACAAGAAAUAGGUUAUUGGUUUUAGUAAGUAAGUAACAAAUGACCUACUUUGUAUUGACUGUUAUAAAUUCAGAACGAAUUACUGUACAGCUGCAUUUUGCUAAAUCAAACCAAACCUAGUGGUUUUACAGCACUUUUUAUGUCUUUUAUAUAUGUAACCGGAUGAGUUGAGGGACUUUUACCUGCCAGCAUGAUCAUCGCGAUAUGAUACAUAACGCGUUUUUAUCACGCUCAAUUGUCAAAUAACUAUGCAGUUUGACAGUUAGACGAAAUAAAAAAAGUGAUAUAAUGUAAAUCGUGGUGCUCAUGUUACGGGGAUUGGGCAGGGACAUAGCCAGAGUUGUAUUUAAGAUAGGGCAGCGCUAAUAAAUGUAGGGCAUUGUCCUAUAAUUCCUCCUCCUAGCCACGGCCCUGCGUUUAGGUCGUAUUAUCACGACGCUUAAACAAUCAGAAUAUCAGCGUUCACGUGUUACAUUGUGUAGGUUAAUAAUGAUACAAUUGUGCGAUAGCAAUCCGUCUUUUUUGCGUAAUAUCGUAAUACGCGUAAAUUACGUAGUGUCUGUUCGUUUAAAAACGUCGUGUGCACAGACCCUUAAGCAGUAAUGUACUUAUUUUUUAAAUAUCCAUAAUUAUAAUUGAUUUGUAUCAAUAUAACUGUAUUCAAAGUAAACAGUCAAAAUAAGAUGUCUGAAUAAGGAUGAUAUUGCGAUGUUAUAAAAUGUUACUAACGUAUAAAUGAUACAAAUAAUUCUGUAUUUAACUUAAAAUUUAUUUACAACGUAAUUCUUUACAAUUUCAACCAUUUAUACAAAAUAUAUCUUAGUUAACAACUACUACUUUAAUUAUUAUAUUACAGUCAGACCCUCUAAGUUAAAAUAAGUGCGAAUGGAUUGUCCAUAUAUCUGCGAGUUAUCACAUUACAGCAUGGCAGAAUCAUAUUUCAUUCAUCACAUAGUAAUAUUAUAAUAUUUCAAUCAUUCAUGAUGUCCCGUAAUUUUGGAUAAAAUAACUACAAUAUACAUUAGUUCUGGUAACAAUUUAUAGUAGGAAUAUGCUCUAAAAUUUCUCCUGUGCGUGAGAAAAUAUUUAUAAUACGGUUACGGAAAUUCAGAAAAUUGCGAAAGUUAGCUUUUGCACCAAUCUGCAAUAAUAUCGAAGCAAUAAAUAAAUCUAAACCUCAAGUUGACAUGACUUUCCUAGAUUGACUAGUCUAAUAAAAUAUUAUGGGUAUGUCGACAUACUCAACGAUAAUAUUCCUCAUUACGUAGGUAGGCUAGGCACCAUUUAGUGAUACAUUUGUAUUCACACAGUAGAUUAGUACCUACAUUUAAUACCAAUAUGACUGUUGCAUUUACAUUGGUGUAAACUGUUUGUUCAAAUUAUUUGUUCGACAGUUACGAUAGAAUCACAGGAAAUAUAACAGCAAUUAAAAACUUACUGUACAAAACUAUCUAAACUAGUAAAGAAUUUUGUUUGCUACUUAUAACUUUUUGAGUCCUAUCACUAUUUUUUGUUGAAUCACUAGUGAUGUCAUUUAGAUUUUGAUUAGCUUCUUUAUCUAGGUUCUUUAAUGAAUCUUUCUCGGAAACGCUUUUACCGACAGGAAUCACGCUGAGGUCUUCUGGAACUGAAUUCGAUUCCGCAGUGGUUGUUACAAAGUUUGAGUCUAAAUCAUCAGUAUCUUGCAGGAACGAUGAUAUAGCCGAAGUAGAUUCCAUACCAUUACUAACAUUCAUCUUUGUGUUUUCCCAUUUUGAUAUUUCUGCAUUAUUUGUCAUCCUAUCAAUUUUGUCUUGUUCCGAUUCAUUGCUAAGGUUAUCAGUGCUAUUGUUUUCAAUUAUCUCAGUAGUAUUAUCACUUUUUUCUGUAACCAUCGUUACUGCUUCAUUACUUGACGAAACUUGUGUGUCUGACAUACUAUCCAGGUUUUCAUUUUGUGUUUCAUUCAAACUAUUUGGUUCUAAAUCAUGACCUUCUUGCAAUUUUUUAACAAGAUGUUUAUUGUUUUCUACUUCUGGUAAGAAAGGAUUUUCAGAUUCCUGUUCUUCUUGUUCUGCUGAGUGGGAAUUAGUGCCUGUAGUCGAAAAGGAUUCAUUUUGUUUAUGACUAGACACCUCGUACACAUUGACAUUUAAGUUACUGAUCUGUGUAACAUUUUUGCUGCCGUCACGACCAUUAGUUUCUAAAUCUUUUUUAGUACUUUCGGGAGUGGUUGUUGUUUCGUCAGGAAUGUUUCUUAAUGUCAUCUCAGAAUUCUUGUUUGAAUCUGACUGUAAUUCUUUAACAGAAAAGUCCAUACCUGGUUCAGAUUGUUCCCAUACAGGAGCUGGUUGCGGUUCUGGUGAUGCUACAAUAAUAUCUCGUCCCGUAGUUUUGUAAAUGUAGUCACUUAUCGUUGUAGUUUCAACUUUGUUGAGCAGCUUACCUUCCGUAGUAGUUUCUCUGGAAUCUGGUUUUGUCACCAAUUCCACUAACAUUACUGGUGUGGUGUUUGUUUCUUUAUCUUCAUCAACUCUUUUAACUCUUAAGUCGCCAUCAUAAUCUUGUACCAUACCAUAAAUAGGCACGUCUGUAUCAGCCAUUUUACUGUUAGUAGUGCCCAUAUUAUUGAAGUAAUCAGGUUCAAAAUCACUCUGAUUUGUUAACUCAUCUGUCUUGCUUAUGGGACUUUCGGUUGUUAGAGCUUUUUUCACUUUGUUCAUGUCGUCAUCAUAUGGGAUUUCUGUUACGUUCUCAAAAAGCCAGUCUGACUCGGUUGUCGUGUUUAUAUCUUCUGUUCCUUGCGUUGUUGUGUUUUCACCAAAUAUUGAUUUUGAAGACCGAUUGUAAAGAACUGGUGCUUUGAUGUCUUCAAACGUUAUAUCCAUAUUAUCAUCUUGUCCGCUUUUCUCUGUAGUAACAGAUUCUGAUGUUGUAGGAUUUUCUGUCUUAGUUUUAAGAGCAUCCAUCAAGUAUUUAUCUUCUUCAGAAUUAUUUAAUUUGUUUAAUGAGAAUUUUGUGCCUACUUCAGGUUCUGCUGUAGUAGUACGAACUAAAAUAUCCUCAUUAGAUUUAGAUGGUUCUACUGUAGUAGUUGUUUUAGUUUCACUUUCAGUAGGAAUCUUAACCUCACUGUUAGUAUAAUUUGAUGUUACUAUCGGUGCAGGUGUGGUCAUUGAAACUGACGUAGUUUCGCUGUAUUCCAUAGAUGGCAUUGUAGUCAUUUCCUCGUUAUUUACAAUAGUAGUUUUUUCAUUUGAAACGGCCACAUUUCUAUUUAUUAGAUUAUUAAAAGAAAUAUCCUCGUUAUUGUUUUCUCUGUUUGUCGUAGUUUCAUCUAAUAUUUCAUUAUCAUCUGAUGAAAAUGAUCUAGACUGUGUGAAUUCAUCAAGUCUAUGUACAUUUAUAAUGCCCUGACUACUAUCUAACCAAUCGCUUUCUGUAGUUAUUUCAGUUUCGUUUUUGGUUUCCAGCAAAUGGUGUUUGCUAUUCGAUUGAGUUUCGUUGUCACUUGUCUUAGUCGUUUCGCUAUCAAUGACAAAUUCAUUUUUAUAAAUAUUUGGUUUUACUUCGAGAAAAGUUGGUUCAGUUUCUUGACUUUCGUCUGAUUCAUCAAUUGCACCUGGUAUAUGCAAUCCAAGUUCUGUCGAUGUCAUAUGUUGAAUCGAAUCUUGUAUUGUUUCAGGUUCUGAUGUCGGUUCUGGUUCAGUAGUAGCCUCUGAUUCAGGCAAAUUUGAGUGUAUGUGCAUAAGGUGGUCUAUGUUCGUUUGCGUAGGUUCUAAAGUAGGUUCCGGUUCAAUUGACAUAUCUGAUGGAAGUCUGCUAUUAGAAUUCGGUGUGGCUGGUAGAGUUUCUGUUGAUGGGCUUUGUUCUAAACUGGGAUUGGGUUCAGCCGUUGGUUCAGCUGUUGGUUCAGCCGUAGGUUCAGGCUUUGGAACAGAUGAUUGCUCAGUUGCAGAUUUAACUGAUGCAGCAACAGAAAAUUCGGUAUUUGAUUUGGCAGUUGGUUCCGCGGUUGGUUCAGCGGAAGGUUCGGCAGUUGGUUCGGCAGCUGGUUCUGCGGUUGGUUCAGCUGCUGGCUCAGCGGCUGGUUCUGCGAUAGGUUCUGCACCUGCUUCAGCGGAUGGCUCGGUACUGGGUUCUGCGCUUGGCUCAGCAGCUGGUUCAGCGGAUGGCUCAGUACUGGGUUCUGCGCUUGGCUCAGCAGCUGGUUCAGCGGUCGGUUCGGCCACUGGUUCUACAAGUAAAUCGCUGUAUGAGUUGCCGGACUGUUCGUCGGUUGGUUCAGGCGAAGGUUCUGCAGAUGGUUCAGCGGUAGGUUCAGCAGCUGCCUCAGUAGUAGGUUUGGCAGAAGGUUCAGCGGAUGGUUCAAAUGUCAUUAUAAAAGUUGGCUCAUCGAUUUCAGCGUGUAAACCUUUCACCCCGUUAGUCUCUGUGCUUGGUUCAGGUUCUGGUUCUGAUGUAGGCUCUGGUCUUGGCUCAGCUUCUGGUUCAGGCGCAUGACUAUUGUGACGCUCGAUGUUCUGAUUUUCCGUUGUUGUAUCAGUGUCAUAUGUUUUAUGGAAUGAAUUUUGUGAAUAGGUCAUUACAGAUUCAAAAUCAUCUGGCUUUUCGUUUUCUGAAACAGGUUUUGUUGUGCUAGGAUUUGUACUUGUUUCGAGACUCACGUCCUUCUGCUUGUUAUCUUCAUCGAAAACUGUUUGCUCGGAGUUCGGGAAAAGUGUAGUGCACUUUUUAGGAUUUGCAAUAUCUAAAAUUUUACCAGGUGGGCACGUGCAUGUAAAAUCUAAACUAGUAUCAUCAAAUUCGCAGUUGUACUGACAUUCGUUAUUACUAAAUUUACAUAAAUCCAGAACUGGUCUUGAUGUAAUUUUAUCUUCAGCCACAUGGUAAGUACUAAUCAUUCUGUCGUUUCUGGAAAGAUAAUCGUUCAGUUUUGUCUGUAACGAUUUUGCUGUCAAUAAAUUUUCGCUGCUUUCUGCGUUUAGUUUCGGAGUCCAGUGUAUUCUGUAUGUUACUAAUAACGAUCCCUUCCUGGAAAUAAGAAUAACACAAUUAUUGUAUUUUUUUACAAACAUAAAUACGAUGCCUAGAUCUGAGUGAAGUUGAAGCGUAAUUUUAAUUUAGAAUCUUUAGUGGAGUGUAGAUACUCUUAAAGUUUGGAAAAAAUCGAGAAUUGCUUACUUGAUUUCAAUGACUUCAACAGUGAUGUCGUUAUUUCCGUUUUCUAUGGUGUUCCUAUCGAAAAGAGCCCGUUUUAGUGCAUCACUGAAGGUGGAAGCAAACUCUUGAUACUCUGAACUGUCAGGGUUUUGCAUUUCAGGAGUGUACUCUUCAUUAUCGAUUCUCAAUUCACCUUCCACAGUGCGAGGAACUGCAAGAAAACGAAAAAUUUGUUAGGUAAUCUGUUUAUUUGGAGGACAUUGUAAAAUAUCAUCAUUAUUAUCAGCGUAUUUAUGUUCUUACUGCAAAGGCACAGGCCAUCCGUGUGAAUAGAAUAGAGAAAAUGUUUCAUGAUCCACGACACUAGCAAAGUGCGGUUUGGUGAGUGCUGACGACUAUAGAUGCAGCCGAGACCAACGGCUUAACGCCUUCCGAAGCAUUGAGGAGUUAAGAGACUAAAUUUUUACUUAACUUUCCUAUGACCACUGCGAAUGUUGCUUAACAUCUACGAUCGCAGAACAAACUCGCUAAUCACUGUGCCAUGGAGCUCUUCAAUAGUACCAGUAUAUAUUAUGAUAAUUUUUAGGAUAAGGUUAUAUUGCUGAUGUAAUGUAAUGUAAUGUUUGGAAUACAUUCCAUACUUUAUGAUCAAAGAACUGUCUGUCUCUAGUAUAAAGUAUAAAUCCUUAAUUAAUUUCAUGAUUUAAUAUAACCUAAAUAGUAGUUGUUUAAACUGUGGGCACUUCUCGUUUAUGAGUUCACAAUAUGGUGUAAUGUACUCAUUUGGUGGAAAAAUAUAUCUUGUACGUACCAUACAUAGAAGAGUCUGUGACUUCGUCGGAUCCCAAGUUACUGUCGAGAGCCUCGUCGUUCUGCGUUGCUUGUUGCGUGGUGGUCUCAGCUGGAUGCGCGUGGUCGAGGUGGUCAUCGUGCACGUGGUCGUCUUGGUUGUGGUCGUGAUGGCUGUGGUCGUGGACAUCAACGGCGGGUGUGUCGUCAUUGAAACUUCCGAGGCCGCCGAGAGCACGCGCUUUGCUGACAGAUGAGUUGUAUUGUUCCACGGUGGUUGGGGAGUUCGUGAAAAGCACACCGGCUGGAAUAAUAUAUCUUAGUAUCAACCAAGGGCAAGCCAACUUGAGGACUGGCUAUUAGGAUAUUUAUUUAUGCCAUAACAAUCAAUCUAAACCUAGCCAUUUGAGAUUUGGCCAUUGAAAUUAUAUUUUUCUAUGAAGGUAUAUUUUCUUAUCUCUCUUAUGUUGUAUGGUGCUUAGGCAACAUUUGAAGUUCUGCAGAGUAUAUCGCUACGAAGCUGCAUCAAUGAUCGCGAUAAAUGCAGGUGUGGGAAAUUUGCCGGAAGCUUGACUCGUGGUUAUUCGACACACAUCAAAGGGAUUGGGGGGAUAAUAUAUUUGUGUGUGCAGGUCAAGGAACUACUUGCUCAGUAUUUGAUUAUCCAACACCUGCGAUCGCAGACCGUACCCGUCUUCGAAAUGUGCUCCGUGAAAAUCUAAUUGGUAGCGGAAACUCUGAGAGAAACUUCCAGCUUGUCAAUCUAUUGAAAGAGAAUUUAACGGGUCCCUUAUCUCGAAUUUUGGGAACAAGACAUGAAUGCCAAGGUUUUAAUGCCCCUUGACUACCUAAUUAUUCGUGGUUAUGUAAAAUCACUGGUGUAUGCGAACAAUAAGAACUGUCGAAGUCUUCAAGAGCGCAUUAUGUUAAAAACUAGUGCAUAAAUGGACCUUUCGUAUUCACGCUAGCAUACGAAGCCGAGGUAGUAAUUUAAACAAUGUGGUAUUACAUACAUAUACCGAGAAACUUCCAAAUAAAAGUAACCAAUCAAUUUGGUUUUAAUUGAAUCCUAUAUAUACGAAAUGUUUUGGUACUCACUAGCUGCUAGAACUAUCAGUGCU